AUAUGUGUAUAUAUAUGUACUCAUUUGUAAUUAAGGUGAUUGUCAACUGUAUUAUAGUUCAAACAAAGAACUUCGUGUUCGCAUUGAGUCUUUUUUUACUCGACUCAGCACGUCAUCUGUUGUCAAUUUGCUGACUCUGAAGAAGAAGAAGUUGUGCUUUUAUAUGAUUUCUUGCAAACACGCAACAAGUUAAAAAAAAGACCUGAAGGAAAAAAUCAAUUAGAAGUCACAAAAAUUAUGGACCAAUUGUAUUUCAAAUUAUAAAUAAGUUAUCUGAGCUUUAAAAUGUAUCGUUAUACGGUAAAUUCGCUUAUUGGGGAAGGUUCAUUUGGACGUGUUUAUAAAGCGACACGCAAAGAUGAUGACCAAACAGUGGCGAUUAAAGUAAUAUCAAAGCGUGGCCGUUCUAGUAGGGAAUUGAAAAAUUUACGUCGCGAAUGCGAUAUACAAGCACAACUCAAGCAUCCCAAUGUGAUUGAAAUGCUGGAAUCGUUUGAGACCAAAAAUGAAUUGGUUGUGGUUACUGAAUUUGCUGUUAUCGACCUGCAUCGCUACAUGUCCCGUCAUGGUGCUUUAAACGAAGAACAGGCACAACAUUUAAUUUGCCAUUUGGUUUCAGCAUUGUAUUACUUGCAUUCAUAUCGCAUUUUGCACCGCGAUUUAAAGCCUCAAAAUGUUUUACUGGACGAAGACUUAAAUGCUAAACUCUGUGACUUUGGCUUGGCUCGUAAUAUGACUAUGGGUACCCAUGUGUUGACAUCUAUUAAAGGCACUCCUUUGUAUAUGGCACCUGAAUUAUUGGCAGAACGCCCCUAUGAUCAUCAGGCUGAUUUGUGGUCAUUAGGAUGUAUUUCGUACGAAGCUAUAGCUGGUCAACCACCAUUUUGUACAACGUCAAUCUUACAUUUGGUGAAAAUGAUUAAACAUGAAGAAGUGAAAUGGCCAAGUUUCCUUACCAGUGAUUGUAGAUCAUUCCUGCAGGGUUUAUUGGAAAAAGAUCCUUCAUUGCGUACCAGUUGGACUCAAAUACUCUGUCAUCCCUUCGUAGAUGGGAAAUUGUAUAUCAAAGCCGGAGUAAAGGCGGAAAAUUCACCUUUUAUUAAUCCACAGGCCAACAAGUCUAAAACGAAGGUUAUUGCAACCGCGAAAGCAACUUUGGACCUAAAACAAAUAACAAAAAAUCUUCAGAUAGUAAAACUUGAUCAAAUGGAGGACAAUCUUAGCACCUCGCGUGACAGUAUUAACGCUAUACCAGCAAGUGAUCUUGACCCUUUAGAAACCGAUAUUGAAGAGAAUCUUAAUCGCGUCGUAGUGCCAUUUAUCGAACAAUCGUUUAAAGAAAAUAAUCAAGCAUCGAACGACUUUGACACAAAAAUACUCGAAUUGACUGCCCAACCGGCUGUUAAUUCGCAAACUUGUUUUGUCAGUGGUAACAAUAAUAUGAUUUUGAAUCACUUAAAUGAUAACUUCAAUAUUACCCUUACUGCCAACACCAAUACCAAAAUUGUAAAUCAUCUAUCGAAGCCUAAACUAUCCAAAUCACGUAAUAAAGAUUUGGAAAAGCGUAAGUUAAGUCAAAAUUUGGAUAAUUUCUCGUUACGCUUGGGUCAAAGUCAAGAAACUGAGCAACAACAACAGGCAAGGAGAAUUAGUGAAAAAGUUUACAAAAAGGAAGGAAAUAAAGGUGCAAAGGAUAGCAAAGUAGGGCAACUGAGAUGUUCGAUGCUAUCCUUAGAAGAGAAGCGCAAUAUGGAAAAUUCACCACCUUGCCUUUUGCCAGGAUGGGAUUCUUGUGAUGAAUCUCAAAGUCCUCCGCUUGAAAAUGAUGAAUGGUUGGCCUUUUUGCACCGUUCUAUACAGGAAGUAUUAGAUGGAGAAUUGGAGUCUCUGAAACAGCAAAACUUGGUCAGCAUUAUUGUCGCCCCUUUACGAAACUCUAAAGCAAUACCUAAAGUUAUGGAUAGUGUGGCCCAGCUGCUAGCGUUGCCAUUCGUUUUAAACGAGCCUGUUAGUAUUUUAGAGGUUAUCAAAACGGUAUAUGUCGAUGUUAAAUUAGUGCCAAAUUUAAUGUAUGCCUCCAAGCUAUUAAUUUAUCAACGAAAUAUUAACGAUUCUACAGCUUCCUUACCUCCUGCUCACUCGACAGCUAGUCAGCGUCAACUUAGAGCUCUCAGUGAACUAAACAAUGAAGAGAUGAAAUGUGCUUCCCGACUCUACGAACUUAUUUGUCAUUUGGUUCACUUAAGGUUACAAUUUCUAUCGCAAUUUUGUGAUGCCGUAGCUAUUUUAGCAGCUGAUGACUUAAUGAUUACUUUUAUAAAUCAAGACUUUAAGAAUUCGUUUGGCUUACGUAUAGCGAAUUGUGUUUUGGCUUUGCUAGGUUGUGUCUUAAGACAAUUACCUGAAAAUGCGGAGCUGGUAGAAAAUAUUGUCUUAUCCGAUAAAGUAAAUUUGCCUGAUCUGCUAAGUAAUAAAAACGACUUGAUGCGUUUGCGCAUGUGCAUGUUGAUACGUCUGCUUGGACGGUUCAGCAUGAGAGCCUUGCAAAAAGUCUGGUCUAGCGACCUUAAAAGAGCGAUGGAAACCUUAGCUGAAGAUGAUAACUCCGAAGUUAAACAGGAAGCUGAAAAUACUCUUGCGGAAUUGUGUCAGUUUAGUUUUUACACUUAACUAUUAUUGCUAUUUUAUUUUUAUUCUCUUUUUUACCGAAAAUAGCUAUUAAGUGUACCUUGAAAAUAAUCAAUUAUAUCAUUUAAAUAAUUGGGUAAG
This is a messenger RNA of Glossina fuscipes, 2769 nucleotides long. It is a transcript of the gene fu, whose product is annotated as serine/threonine-protein kinase fused. The record is from RefSeq and is a predicted model, not a curated record. Gene Ontology annotation, molecular function: ATP binding; protein kinase activity. Gene Ontology annotation, biological process: protein phosphorylation. Gene Ontology annotation, cellular component: cytoplasm. The coding region runs from base 286 to 2670 and encodes 794 amino acids. Lineage: Eukaryota; Metazoa; Arthropoda; Insecta; Diptera; Glossinidae. The transcript has 9 exons.